Molecule: messenger RNA, 1155 nt
Organism: Rotaria sp. Silwood2
Lineage: Eukaryota; Metazoa; Rotifera; Eurotatoria; Philodinida; Philodinidae
Source: the annotation of a GenBank genome assembly
AUGAUGGUGAAAAACGACAUGAUAUCAACAAAGAAAAAACAAGAUGAUAAAAAUCAAGAAUUUGAAAAAAAAAUUAAUACAUUAAGUGAACAAAUGAUAAAGCUAAAACAGUAUACUAGUGAUCAAAUCAUUAAUGAUGUCUUUGCACAUCUCCUACAACCAUUUGUAGAUAGAGUAAAAGUGGAAUUUGACAAAAAGAAUGAAGCUAAAAAAGAUUUCAAAUACGAUUUUACAACAUGUUACAAUUCAGGUGUUUUACGAAAAAUCAAAGCUAACACAUUUAGUAAUCAAGAAACAACAUCCAUGAAAAAUGAUAUAAUAAUGGAAUUCGUUGAACAAUCACAAAUAGAACGUUCAGAUUUUAUUGAUUUACUUUUAAAUAAAACAUUCCGCAAUUAUAAAUGUCAUGCUAUUCUUAAUCAUUUCAUCGAUGACAUUAUCAACAAACAACAAAAUGAAAAUAAUAUUGCAUUUUUAGAAUCUAAACAUUAUGCUCAAAUAAUGAUUGAUAACGAAGCAAAGGGUAAUCUAAUCAAGUUGAUAUAUUUGAAUACGAAACUCAAAAAAAAAGAACAAUUCACCGAAAUGGAUAGUACAAUUGUUAUGGGUAAGAUUGCAUCUGGGUGCUGUCGUGUUGGUGAUGAAUGUGUAUUGAUGCCAAAUCGGACACAUGCUGAAAUUACAAAUAUUUAUUAUGAAAAUGAUGAAGUUGAAUCUUGUGUUUAUGAAGCAAAUGUUCGACUUAAAUUAAAAAAUGUUGCAGAAAAAGUAAUUUCACCUGGUUUUAUUUUAUGCAAUGCUAAAGAACAACCAUGUCGUGUUGGAAGAAUCUUUAAAUCAGAAGUGAUGAUAAUUAAAAGUCAAUGGAAAAUUUAUCCAGGUUACUUAGCUGUUCUUCAUAUUCAUGCAGCAGUAGUUGAAGUUCGAUUAAAAGAAUUAAUAGCAUUAAUUGACCGUAAAACACGUGAAGAAAUUUUAGAAGGUCCAAAAUAUAUAAAACAAGAUCAAGUUGCAAUUGCAAUAUUUGAAUUAUCACAAUCUGGACAAACUAUUUGUUUGGAAUUAUUUGACCAUUUUCCUCGAGUUGGUCGAUUUGCAUUAUGUGAUGAAGGUCAAACUGUUGCUGUUGGAAAAAUUCUUAACAUCAUUAAAUAA